AUGGCUGACAAGGCUCGCAGUGCCCAAGACGUGCUCGAUGAUCUCGGGGUCCCCUAUAGUGACCACGAGUUUCUGCGCCGUCUCUUUGCCCCAGAGGAUCCAUUUCCAGAACUCUCUGGUACCGAUCUUGAUCUGAACGCUACACACGAUCCCAACCCUAGCAACAGGGCCUCUGCUCGACUGAAUGCUGUCAUACUAUCUCAGAGACUUGCUCCAAUUCCUACCAGGCAAGACAUCCGCCGCCCUGGAUCCAACGAACCACCCGGUUCGUCCGUUUAUGAUAGUGACAGAGGUGAGAACACACAGGGCAAUAAUAUCCCCAUUAUUCCUGGACCCUCAGGAUACCGACAGGAAUCCCCGCCAAGGACCUUACCCAGCGUUGACACUGUUGGCAACUUGAUUUCUUCAUUCCCUCUUCCUCCUGCUUCCACCCCCUUUAAGGGAAAGCAAGCAAUUGCGCACGAGGAACAACCAGAACUUGCUGAAAGCAUUACAAACGCUAACAUUCCCACGCCUGACACCAGCCAAAGCGUCAACAGUCCGAUCGUCUUCGGAGAUUCCGUCGUUGAUACUUUGGCCAUCCCAUCUCCAUCCCCUUCGAGUACUCCAAUUUGUACCCCCCUUCAAAACGUCACGACUCCACUCUCUCGCGCGUCUCCCGUCGUAUCCAUCGAUCAAGAUCUUCACAACACUCGCCGUGUAGGACCAAAGGUGCCACUGCACCAUCCAGUGUCGGUCUACCCGUCGCUCGAAGGCCGCGACCGCAGAGCCACCUACGCGCUGUUUCCGAAUCCCUAUCCUUCGCCACGAUCUUCAUUCAGUUCUACAAUCCGCAGGGUUCAGCCUAUCCAGCCGUACUUCAGCACAACCCAAAGGCUGUGUUUGUUUCAAGCGGUGCUUUUCACGAGCUUGGACACGCAUCUCAUCCUUGUGUACUUGCUAGGUCCACCUUACGAGGUCCACCCUGAAGCCAGCAUCAUUUUGUCUUCCUGA
This is a messenger RNA of Penicillium antarcticum, 993 nucleotides long. RefSeq lists its product as uncharacterized. The coding region runs from base 1 to 993 and encodes 330 amino acids. The transcript is spliced from 3 exons. Lineage: Eukaryota; Fungi; Ascomycota; Eurotiomycetes; Eurotiales; Aspergillaceae. The record is from RefSeq and is a predicted model, not a curated record.